GUUUUCUUUUCCAUUUUUAUUAAUUUAAAAAAACUGAAAAAUUAAUUAGUCCCAACCACACCUAGUUUAGCUAUACCCCAAUUGGUUGUCCUUUGUGAGUACUAGUACUAUGGCUGUAGCUUAGCUUCUCCUCUGGAUUAGCAGAGUGGUAGUAGAAGUAGAAGUAGUAGUAGAAAUAGCAGCUUAGCUCCAGCUCUCUCCAAUUCUGCAAAUGGGGCAUAAAAUUUAGAAACAAAGAAGGAGAAGAGCUCAAAAUAAUGGAGCUGGUUGCCCAUUGGGGAGACAAGAUCGAUUUUUUUUAAUCCCCUGGCCCUAAUCCUUCUCCAUUUCUCUCCCCUUAUAAGCAACCGGUGCAGCUGCUGCUGCUGCAUCACCACCGCCUCAACGAAGAAGAAGAAGCAGCAUAAGCAGAAGCACACGAAGGAGCUCGAGAUCACCGGAGCAAGAAGAAGAAGAAGAAGAAGCGGCGGCCAAGAUGACGGGAUUUGGAUCGCCGUGCGGCGCGUGCAAGUUUCUGCGGCGCAAGUGCGUGCGCGGGUGCGUGUUCGCGCCAUACUUCUGCCACGAGCAAGGGGCGGCGCACUUCGCCGCCAUCCACAAGGUGUUCGGCGCCAGCAACGUGUCCAAGCUGCUCGCCCACCUGCCGCUCGCCGACCGCCCCGAGGCCGCCGUCACUAUCUCCUACGAGGCGCAGGCCCGCCUCCGCGACCCCAUCUAUGGCUGCGUCGCCCACAUCUUCGCCCUCCAGCAGCAGGUGAUGACGCUGCAGGCGCAGCUGGCGUCGCUCAAGGCGGCGGCGGCGCAAGGGAUACACCACCAGGACGUCGGCGCCACCACCAAGGGCGGCUACAUGAGCGCCGCCGCCACCGCCGCCGACGACCAAUUAGGGUACGGCGGCUACAACCAGUGGUGCGGCAGCAAUGGGGGCGGCGCGCCGGCGGCGUCGCAGCCGGGCGCGUAUAGCAGCAAUGGCGGCGCCGGCCACGGCCACGACUCCAUCACCGCGCUGCUGGCGGCCGGGUCGGACUACAUGCAGCACUCGCUGUACCACGCGUUCGAGCACUCGGAGGGCGCCGGCGCCGUGGACGACGGGCACGCGGCCGCCGCGGCCUUCGAGGCGGCGGCGGAGUCGUCGUCGUGCGGCAUGGCGGCGUCGUUCGCCGCCGACGAGAGCGUGUGGAGGUCGUCGUCGUCGGGAUACCAAGAUUGCGAGGAUCUCCAGAGCGUCGCCUACGCUUACCUUAACCGCUCGUAAGAUCGAACUAAGAACUACUACUAGUGCAGUGCAGAAUAUAUAUCAUCACAAGAUAUAUAUAGAGAGAGAUAUAUAUCUCAAUCUCAUUAAUUCCUGAUCAUGUUUUGGACUUGAUAUGAUCGAGUCUGCAGCUUGGGCCAAAUAUGUGAGAGAGUUUCAAAGCUUAGCUAGACUCAGAUAUGAUCGAUCUCUGCCAGCAAUAAUUCGGAUGGAUCGAUGUGAGAGUUCAUUGGUAUCGAUCGCUGUAGAAACCUAAUUAAUUAGAAAGCAAAAAUUUCUCUUGUCAUAUGAUCAUAUGCA
This is a messenger RNA of Oryza sativa Japonica Group (Japanese rice), 1555 nucleotides long. Its product is annotated as LOB domain-containing protein CRL1-like. Gene Ontology annotation, cellular component: nucleus. Gene Ontology annotation, biological process: hormone-mediated signaling pathway; positive regulation of DNA-templated transcription. The record is from RefSeq and is a predicted model, not a curated record. Lineage: Eukaryota; Viridiplantae; Streptophyta; Magnoliopsida; Poales; Poaceae.